CCUUCUGACCAUUUUUAAAGUUUCACUUUCGUUUCCUUUCUCUGGGGUUUCAGAAGAACAAAAACAAAUGGAAAAACAGGGGAGAACCGAUGUUAACAUCGAUGAAAACCUAAUUGAACCUCUGAAACACCACCACCAACAGCAGCAGCAAAAGCAACCACAACAAGCGGAAUCCACCCUUCAUCUUCUCUCCGAGGAAUUCCUCGACGAGUUCCAGUGCUGCGUUUGCCUGGAACUAAUUUUCAAGCCUGUUGUAUUAGCCUGUGGCCAUAUGUCAUGCUUCUGGUGUGUCUACAAUGCAAUGAAUCAUGUUCAUGAGUCCAAUUGCCCCAUUUGUCGGUGCCCAUACAAUCAUUUCCCAAGUGUCUGUCAGUUGCUUCACUUUUUGCUCCUGAAGUUGUAUCCUAUUGCCUAUAAGAGAAGGGAAAGACAAGUGAGAGAGGAAGAGAAGGCAGCCGGCCACUUCUCACUUCAAUUUGAUCAAAAUUUACUUGAACCAAAGCUUUGUGAGAAGUCAGAUAUUUUGGGGAAUAACAACACCCAUUCUCAUCUUCAAAUGGAUGGGCAGUCGGAAAGUGGUUCUAAGGAUUCAGAAUCAUCCUCAUUCAGAGAUGCACCAAAAACAAUCAUGCAAGAUGAAAGUGAUUUACUCUGUGCUGCAUGCAAUAGACUUCUCGUUCGACCAAUUGUUCUCAAUUGCGGUCAUGUAUAUUGUGAAUCUUGUUUUGUUAUUCCAAAUGAUGAAAUGCCUAGGUGUCAAGUAUGUAAAAGCUUGCAACCAAAUGGAUUUCCUGGAGUUUGUUUAAUUCUACACCAUUUCUUGGAGAAUCAGUUUCCCGAGGAAUAUUCAGAAAGACUCAAAGAACAAAAUUGUUCAACACAAGCUCAACGACAUACAAACCGGGGGAAAUCAGUUUCUAGUGAUGUCUACUCAUCAUGGUUUUUCGGAAAUGGGCCAAAAGUUCAUGUUGCAGUGGGCUGUGAUUACUGUGGGAUGUCUCCGAUAAUCGGGGAGAGAUACAGAUGCAAAGACUGUGUGGAGAAAAUAGGAUUUGACCUCUGUGAAUCAUGCUACAAAUGUCCGGCUAAGAUACCGGGCCGAUUUAAUCAGCAGCAUAAACCAUACCAUCAAUUUGAAAUUGUGCAGCCAUUAAGCAUACGGGAUCUUAUGUUAAGGUUGAACUCGGAACAAUCCGACGAUUAUGAUGAUGGGGGUUCGGAUGCUAUGGAACAUAUGGAUGUUGCUUCGACAUUGUUGGCUGGUGUUCAACUGGACGAAGGUAAUAAUGGUUCAGAAGAGCCUGAAGAUAUUUCUCCAUUGAUAUUCUCAGUUGAUGUGUCAUUGGAUCAGGAUGGUGAAGCUGAUGAUCCAAGUGGUAAUAUAUCUUCAGGUUUGACUUAAAACUAGAGAUAAUUGUGAAGGUUUUUAAUGGAUAUUUCCAUAAUGCUAAUAAAUUACU
This is a messenger RNA of Hibiscus syriacus, 1460 nucleotides long. Its product is annotated as E3 ubiquitin-protein ligase PRT1-like. The transcript has 8 exons. Gene Ontology annotation, molecular function: ubiquitin protein ligase activity; zinc ion binding. The coding region runs from base 68 to 1402 and encodes 444 amino acids. The record is from RefSeq and is a predicted model, not a curated record. Lineage: Eukaryota; Viridiplantae; Streptophyta; Magnoliopsida; Malvales; Malvaceae. Gene Ontology annotation, biological process: proteasome-mediated ubiquitin-dependent protein catabolic process.